AUGGAUCCUACAUCUUUUGGAAUGGUGAAAGGAGAGGUUCAACGCCUUCCUUUCAAAGACGAUAAAGUGAAAGCAAUUGCUUAUGCUCAAGGAUAUUUCUACGCAGAGCAAGUCGGAGAACUGAUGAGAGAGUUCGGUUUUGACGAUGAUCGCCUUAGAGGACUGCAAGCUUGUGUUGGGAAAAUGUUGCCAGCGACGUGUGCCAGCGUAACAUCGAUUCUGAGGGCUUUUUCCUUCGACAAAAACAAGAUUCAGGCGCUUGAGCUGGUCGUUGUACAAGUCACCGAUCCACUGAACUUUCUUGUUUUUAACGACGUAUUUUCCUUCAUGAAAGAUCGGCAGCGAGUCAGCGUUAUUAUGCAAAGGAGGGCAAGUAUGCCUCCUCCACAACCGCCUGCCUUUGUGAACCCCGCUGUAGCAGGCAAUCCUUAUCCAUACGGUAGACCUAAGCCGAGUGUGGAUCCCAACGACCCACUUUACAGAGCUGUUGACGGUGCAGUAAGUGGUGUUGCAUCUGUAGUUGACAGUGCUUGUGGUGCCUUGUUUGGUCGGCCUUCACGUCCUGGUGCUGUUGUUGUACAGCGGCCAGUUGCAUACCAAACAACAGCCACUACCUAUGUCACACCUCCAGGGCCAGGGGUGCAGAUUUUGAAUGUCCCACCAGGUGCGACAGUGACAACCAUUCCACAAGCAGCACCAGGGUACCAGCAUUACCCACAUGGUUCUUACCCCAUGGGACAGGCACCACCUCCAUAUCAUCCUGGAGGAUAUCCAACCCAACAAUGGAAGUGA
This is a messenger RNA of Pocillopora meandrina, 792 nucleotides long. The record is from the annotation of a GenBank genome assembly. Lineage: Eukaryota; Metazoa; Cnidaria; Anthozoa; Scleractinia; Pocilloporidae.